GGAUUUCUUCUCUGACACACAGCUCUUUUGAACUUUGCUCCUCUUUCAGUUAGUGGCUGUCUAAUUCAGGGCUGAACUGCACCAUUUUACUGUUGCACAAAAUGGCAUUUAUCCAUGUUCAAGUUUGUUGUAUCAUGCUGCUGAAGGACGAAGUGUUGUGUAUACAUUCCUGAAACAGUUUCUGUUGUGUCUGUGAGGCAGGUUGAAGGGUACAGACAUGCCUUCAUCUCUUUUUAUUGUUCUCCCAUGUUCAAACUGCUUUUUGUGAAAGGUAGCUGGUGGCAUGCACACUGACAAAAGGUAGACUGGGCUGAAUCUGUCUGGUUUUAGUACAGGGAUGGAUCGCUUUUGGGGUUUUGUCAAGCAAAUAAGGCGUUCCAGGAGAAGGAAAGGCAAAAAGUACUGUCCAGAGGAAGACUAUCAUGAAGGCUACGAGGAUGUGUAUUAUUAUGCUUCAGAACAUAUGCACAAUGACAGUCCUUAUACAAAAUCUACAAAUCAAACAAAAUCCUCAGGUGAAACUUUGGCAGUACGAAGACAGAGCAUUCCAGAUGAAUUCAGGGGCUCAACAAUGAUUGAACUGAUGAAAAAAGAAGGUACUACUAUGGGUCUUACUGUAUCAGGUGGAAUUGAUAAGGAGGGGAAGCCAAGAGUAUCUAAUCUUCGGCAAGGAGGAAUAGCUGCCAGAAGUGACCAGUUAAGCAUAGGAGACUACAUUAAAUGUGUGAAUGGAAUAAACCUGACAAAACUUCGACAUGAUGAAAUCAUCAGUCUUUUGAAGAAUGUGGGAGAGCGAGUGGUUCUUGAAGUCGAAUAUGAACUUCCUCCAGUCUCUGUACAGCGCUCUGGUAUCAUAUCUAAAACAGUGGAAGUAACUUUACAAAAAGAAGGAAACACCUUUGGAUUUGUAAUAAGAGGCGGAGCACAUGAGGUCAGAAACAAAUCCCGUCAACUUGUAAUAACAUGUGUUAGGCCUGGAGGGCCUGCCGACAGAGAAGGCACAAUUAAGCCAGGUGACAGGCUGUUAAGCAUUGAUGGAAUUCAUCUCCGUGGAACAACACAUCCUGAUGCUAUGAGCAUUUUAAAACAGUGUGGGCAGGAAGCAACUCUGCUAAUAGAAUAUGAUGUAUCAGUAAUGGAUACAGUUGCAAAUGCUUCAGGAUCACUGCUUGUGGAAGUUGCCAAAACCCCUGGUGCAAACCUUGGUGUAGCAUUAUCUACCUCAACAUAUUGUAACAAAAAUGUAAUUGUUAUAGACAAAAUAAAGCCAGCAAGUAUUGCUGACAGAUGUGGUGCAUUACAUGUUGGAGACCAGAUUAUUUCUAUUGGUGGCACUACUUUGGAGUAUUGCACUUUGGCAGAAGCAACUCAGCUACUCGCUAGUAUUUGUCAUCUAGUCAAAAUGGAGAUCCUGCCACACCAUCAGACUUGUCUGGCUAUCAAAGGACCAGACCAAAAUAAAAGAUGUGAAAACUCAUUAGUUUCAGCAUCUUAUUCUUCUACUUCCAUGAGUGCAUAUAGCCUUAGUUCACUUAAUAUGGGGACCCUGUCUCGUAAUUUUUAUCCAAGCAGUCCACGUGGAACCCUGGUGAGAAGAAAAAUGAAGAAGAAAGACUAUAAGAGCACUUUGUCUUUGACAUCCAGCACAGUGGGAUUAUCGGGUCAUGUUGUACAUCCUGAAACUACACAGUUAACCUUGACUGCUGACCCUCUCACAGGCUUUGGCAUCCAGCUCCAAGGCAGUGUGUUCACUACAGAAAGCUUAUCUUCUCCACCACUGAUUUCAUAUAUUGAACCUAACAGUCCAGCAGAGAGGUGUGGCUUGCUGCAAGUGGGAGACAGACUUCUUGCAAUUAAUGGAAUUUCAACAGAGGAUGGAACCCUUGAGGAAGCUGACCAGCUGCUUCGAGACUCUCGUAUCACAAGCAAAGUCACUCUGGAAAUAGAGUUUGAUGUAGCAGAAUCUGUUAUAGCAAGCAGUGGCACAUUUCAUGUGAAGUUACCAAAGAAACACAACGCAGAGUUUGGCAUCACUGUACGGUCUCCUUCAAACCGGAAGCCUGGGGACCCACUAAUAAUUUCAGACAUCAAAAAAGGGAGCGUCGCUCAUAGAACUGGAACGCUAGAGCUGGGUGACAAACUACUUGCCAUUGAUAACAUUCGUUUGGAAAACUGUUCUACAGAAGAUGUUGCUCACAUCCUUCAGCAGUGUGACGAUGUCGUAAAACUGAAAAUUCGCAAAGAUGAAGACAAUUCAGAUGAACAGGAGAGCAGUGGAGCAGUUAUUUAUACAGUUGAACUGAAACGUUUUGGAGGACCUUUGGGGAUCACAAUUUCAGGCACUGAGGAACCAUUUGACCCAAUAGUUAUCUCAAGUCUUAGCAAAGGAGGUUUGGCAGAAAGAACUGGUGCAGUUCAUGUUGGAGACAGAAUAUUAGCAAUAAAUAACAACAGCCUGAAAGGUAAACCUCUGAGCGAAGCCAUCCAUCUUUUACAGAUAGCUGGAGAAACUGUUACUUUGAAAAUAAAGAAGCAAACAGACGCAUCGAGCCCAAACAAAUCUUCAGUCUCUGGACAUAUUAGUGAGCCGAGUGAUGUUGAAGAUGAUGUCUCAUCAAUACCAAAGUCCCACAAAUAUUCAGAUAUCUAUUCAGUCACCAUUCCAAGUGCAGACAGUGCUGUAGAUUCAUGGGAUGAGUCUGGAAUUGAUACUGGUGAUGGAAGUCAAGGGCCAUGUUCCCAAGCUUCUGGAUACAGCUUUCAUGCUCAAGAAUGGAGAAAUAUAAAGUACAGAGGCCAUCUGUCACCAAUCGGCAAGCAACAUUCCAGUCCUUAUCAUGACAAAGGGCUGAGUGAUGAUGACUGGGCCAUUCAUAAUGCAAGUGGCUAUACAACUGGCCAUGAACGUCCAGAGGAGACUUUGUGGUCCCAAGCUCUGGAAGAUUUGCAAACUUGUGAACAUCCAAGAGUUCUGAGAGAUCUAGAGUCAACGAUUAUGUCUGGAAGUACAUGGAGUCACAGUCUUAAAAGUCGACAGCCCCGUAGUCAUCUUGGAAGGCAAGCAAGCUUUGUGGAGAGACGCACCAAGCAAUUGCAUUACAGCCAGCCAGCUCGAAGCAAUACUUUACCUUUAGAUGGUGGAAGGAAGUCAGUGACCUUAAGAAAAAUGAAACAAGAAAUUAAAGAAGCUAUGUCACCAACUCCUAUGGAGUUACUCAAGGUCACACUAUAUAAGGAUUCCAACAUCAAUGAUUUUGGAUUCAGCAUUUCAGAUGGUUUAUUAGAGAAAGGUGUAUAUGUGAGCAACAUUAGACCAAAUGGACCAGCAGAUCUUGGAGGCCUGAAGCCGUAUGACAGAAUAUUGCAGGUAAACCAUGUUCGUACGAGAGACUUUGACUGCUGUUUGGCAAUGCCUCUGAUAGCAGAAUCCAGCAGUAAACUUGACCUUGUAAUUUGCAGGAAUCCACUGGCUUCCGAAAAAACAGCUAUAAAUCAUGAACAAAGCAUUGCUUUUCCACAGAAAAUUCAGAGACUUCCUGAUCGAGAGAUACUAGAGCCUACCGGUACUUUGUAGUAGUGUUCCAUUCUAAACAACUGUUCUUUAUAUUAUCGAUCGCAUCCUGAACUACCAGUACUAACAGUAUUUGUUACAUUCUUGGACAAACUGUUGAAGAAAAACAGAAGUCUACCUGGUGCUAAAUAUCCUGUAGUCCUUACAGCUGGCAAGAAAGACACAUAUGACAUAAUUUGUCAUGGACCAGCAUGGGGAAACUCUUUAAAUACAAAAUUACUGGUAUUUUUGGAGGUUUGAAUUCAUGGAGCUAUGACAUUUAAUGUCUGAAAUAUUGUGUAUGCAUCUCAACUAAAUGACAGGCAUUAUUAAUUGCUUAAAAAUCUUUCAGACAUCAGUGGAAAGUAUGGGCAAUGAGUAUAUUCUCUUUGAAAUUUUCUUGAUUAUUCAAGUAAAAUUCUUUUCUAAAAAAGCAAUAGACUAUGAAUGGCCUUCAAAUGUAUAAGCUGUAUUUAUUCAUAAAUUUUAUUAAUAAAAAUGUACCAUCAUUUUUAUUGAUACGUUUUAUUAAUAAAUACUGAUUACAUGUAUCAAAGCCAUUCAAAGUGUAUCUUUUUUUUUAGUUUGCUAUUUUACACUAUCAUACAACAUAUGGCAGUUUUUUUUUUUUUGGGGGGGGGUAAAAUUGUGUUCUAUGUAUAACAGAUUUAUCUCCCUUAACACUAAUGAGGGGCAUGGGAAAAAGUGCCAAGGAAACUUUUAAUACUGAUAAUGGUGGUUUUGGUUGAUGCAAAUUUCUGCUAUAGAAUCUCAGGACAGAAACUACAGUAAACAUGAAAAAAAUGUGUCAGGUUUUAUAACAGUGUAACAGUGUACUUACUUCAUCUUGGAAGUUUAAGUCAGAAUGCUGCCUUAGUAUAUGUUGCACACAGCAUACUUAGUCUGUAUUUGAAUGGUUUAUUUUCCUUCACUUUUUGUCUGUCUGUGUUAAGGUGGUGUGUCAUAGUAAAACAAGUCCAGUGGUCUACCAGUUAUAAGAAAGCUCCAUUCACAACUGCAAUAGAAAAGCACCCCAUGAUUAUGGUAUAGAAUGAAUGUUAACUAUUGUAAUUAAAAUGUCUGCAGUGCAAGCUGUCUUCUAAAUUCCUCAAAAUGCAUUUAUUUUAUGGAAUAUUCCAUCUUGUGCAAACAUGGAACUUUACUUUGAAAAUAUAUUACUAGGUUCAUGAUGCUGCAGGUGAAAGUGAAGGAAGAGACAGUUGUACAGAGACUUACUUACAAGUUGUCUUACGCAAAUUUAAUCUCUGGAGUUUAAGUCCACCUACCAGAGAAAAUUCUAUAAGGAAACAUAUGUAUGUAAUAGCUGAGUACAUGGCAUAGGUGGGAAGUCCAGUGUGGGAAUGUUGUACAAAUGUAUUUUUUUCCAUGUCAGCAACCAUCUGAUUCCAUAUGCUACAGUAUUUGCAGGUUGUUUUGCUUUUUCAAUUUUAUGAAACACAACUGCUUUUUGUGAAUUGCUGGAGAUUGUUAUGUUCUUGAUAAAGUGCAUGGCCUAAAACUAUUUAAUCUGGUAACAUACCCAAACCCUCUUCUUGUUAUUAAUGUAUAAAUUGGAGUAAUCUGUAAUGAUUGGAAAGAAACAUAUUGUGGUUGAUUAGCACUAUAAGAAAACUUUCAUUUAUUAAUUGUGACUUGAUUAAUGUGUUGUUAAAUGUGUUAAUACUUUACUCAGGAUUUCAGUUUUUGUCACACCCUCAUUCCAUCAAUAGUAAGGGAGAGAGAAUACCUUUAUGUGUCUUCAUGAAAGAAAGACUUAAUGUACAUUCAAGUCACAUGGCCCUCAAAUUCUGUAAACCACUGAUGGGUUUCACAAACCAUCAGCAGAUACAUUCAGUACUUAGUUCUAAUUAAUGUAAAUUAGUGAUAACCAUUUACACUGGAGUUUUUUCCAUUUUUGUCAAUGAUAUUUGCUUUUUAAUAUUACUUGUUAUAUAUUUUCUAAAAAAAAAAAACAAGCAAAAUAACUGCAAAUAUCAAGAGGGGGUUUGUGUCGAUUAAAGCAAUAAAGCACUUCCAGCAUUGUUUUGUAGUAAGAGAAAAUAUUAAGCUUCUGUACUUAAACUUCCAUAUGUUUAUGGGCUGAUUUACCAUGUAAUAUACCUGGUACAGUGUACUUAUAUAAUUACUUUUACAUUUUUUGUUAGUCAUUUUGUCUAGUUUCAUUAAGAAGUAAUAUAUAAAGUUGUUUUGUAAGUUAUUAUGUAUUUUUGUUAUAUGUACUAGUUCUGUUACAGUUGCAAUGUCAUUUAAGUUACAUUUCAGCACUGCCAUGGAUAAGAAGUUUUUUAAACUCCGAACAAUGUCAUCAUAAACUGUCUUAAACUGAUUUUUAUUUGUGGGAAGUAAACUGUAAAGUAUUUUUGUACUCAUUUAAUACUUUGAUAGCAUGAUGUUUGCCAUCACUAUUUUGGAGGGGCUUUACUUUUAUCUAUUACAGAUAUUGGUAUGGGAAGUACUGAAUAAUAGCAUCAAAAAGCCAACUGUAUAGGCUCAAAGGCACAUAAUAAAAGCCAAA
Molecule: messenger RNA, 6086 nt
Organism: Protopterus annectens (West African lungfish)
Lineage: Eukaryota; Metazoa; Chordata; Ceratodontiformes; Protopteridae
Gene: GRIP1
Product: glutamate receptor interacting protein 1
Exons: 23
Coding region: 338-3574 (1078 amino acids)
Biological process (GO): neurotransmitter receptor transport, endosome to postsynaptic membrane
Molecular function (GO): nuclear glucocorticoid receptor binding
Source: RefSeq, a predicted model, not a curated record